AUGACAUUUUCAUUUUCGAACACAGCACAGCACUGUUUUUUUCAGUUUCAGUUCAGUUUUUUCAGUUGAAUAUUACAUUUCACCUGCAUUACACCUGCGUCGGUGCAAGUACUUGCAACAUUAAACUAACUUGCAUUCACAAAGCCUUUGUGGCUCGGUUUAUUCUCAGUGAAACUUACGUAUAAUGGGUGCUGAAGUUAACUAAAAACAUUACCAGUAAAAUCGCUUCAAAACACUUGUUGAAUCGGUAAAUAAAUCAAGUGCAAUGAACAAAACAUCGGUAAUAAUGGCUACCGGCUCCCUCAAUCAAUACAUUCAGUACGUGGAGAGGGUGUAUCGUACUGGCCAGGGCAAUGUGCUGGCGCGCCUGCUGUCGCUUCGAGAUGAUCAUGUCAGGAACAAGAACCUCCGCUCGAGCGACAUCGCCUCGCUGGUGGAAGGCAACUGCAUCGCGCCGCUCGACGAGAUCAUCAUUGCACAUCUGCUAACUGUUGAGGCACUGCUCAUCGAUGACUAUGCCUCAGCCAACUCGCACCAGAGUGCGUGCGUGGCCUCCGUGGUGAAGCUGCUGCAGUCCCAGAAGGAGGAGAACUGGGGCCUCCCGCUGCUGUACACCGUCAGCCUCGACCUGCGCUAUGUGGCGCAGCGGGCCGAGCAUCGGGACCCUCAAAGCAAUGGCAAGAUCUUGGAGAAGGCAGCCGAGAGCCUCCUCGCCUGCUUCCGAGUGUGCGCCGCCGACAACCGCUCCUCCGAGGAAGAUACCAAGCGCAUCGGUAUGUUGAACCUUGUCAACCAGCUCCUUAAGGUCUACUUCAAAAUAAACAAGCUGCAUCUCUGCAAGCCUCUCAUCAGGGCCAUAGAGUCAUCGCCAUUCAGGGACCAAUUCCCGUUGGCUCAAAAGAUCACGUUCAAAUACUUCGUUGGUCGCAAGGCGAUGUUUGACUCUGAUUAUAAAUCAGCUGAUGAGUUCCUGUCUUAUGCGUUCCAACUCUGCCACAAGGACAGCUGGAAGAACAAGCGCCAGAUUCUGACCUACCUGGUGCCAGUCAAGAUGCUUCUAGGCUACAUGCCUACUAUGGCUUUGCUGGAGAAAUACGAUCUGAUGCAGUUCUGGGAGCUUGUCCAAGCGGUGAAGUCUGGUAACUUGAGGGACAUAGACCGCGUUAUGGAAGAACACGAGCGGUUCUUUAUUAAAGCCGGAAUAUACCUUAUUGUUGAGAAGCUGAAGAUUACAGCUUACCGUAAUUUGUUUAAGCUGGUGUACAUGGCGGAGAAAUCGCAUCAAAUUGAGAUACUGUCAUUCCAAGCGGCUCUGCACAUGAUGGGGCAAAUUGACAUAGAUGCAGAUGAGACCCAGUGCAUUGUUGCCAACCUGAUAUACGAUGGCAAGAUUAAAGGGUACAUCUCGUACCAACAUAAGAAAGUGGUGGUCAGCAAGCAAAACGCAUUCCCGCCAUUGGCUUCUUUGUAUUAAGUUUUAGAUUUUUAAAUGUUUCGGCUUUUGAGUCAAUGCAACAGUUAGUGUGUAAGUCUCUUUGUAAUAGUCGGUAAAUAAUCGUAAACAAUUGACGGUUUAACUUUUUUAUUAAAUCCACAAUAUAUUUCAAAGAAUAAUAUAAACAUUACAAAUAUGUUACUGAUUUACUAACACAUGUAGCAGUUUGGAGCUAAAAUAUUAUAAUAUGUUUUUAAUAAUAGUUGAUGUUUUAAGUUGGCAAUCUAAUAGAUACAUGAAAGUCAUGUUCUGAGUAAAUAUUAUUUAUAUAUAACAUUUUCUCCUUAAAUUGUAAUUUAUUUAUAUAAAUAGGUAUCUGUAUGUUUAGAAGAUUAAUAAAAUAGCUGCUUUCGUGCAGUCACAUGUUGUUUUUAUAUCUCAUUCUUAUAUAUUCUGGUCCUUUUAGACAUGUAGCAUAAUUGUCUUUCCUUUCAUCAUAUGAAGCAGAUAUGUUUGAAUUUACUUGAUAUGGCGGUACCGCGCUGGCUUUCAUUUAAAGUCCACCUUUCGUACGUAACGGACGCAUCACAUUCAGUAUUCUUUGCAUAGAAAUUCACACAAGUGUGUCUACUUCAUCGGCAUUGCCGAAGCCGUUUCUACAUUAAUUAAUGACAAUCCUUUUGAUGCGAUACGUACGAUAUAUACCGAGAGGUGGACUCUUACCCUUACAGUAUAAUAUAUUCUUCAGGAAGACUGUAUUCUCAACAUGUAACUGCUAUGGUAACAAUUUGCCAGUGGUGUUCCUUCUUUCCCUUUGUACUAAUACGAUAUGAAGGAGUGUUGCCGAGCAAACCUAGCCUUUAUCGUGUAGCCAUAAAGACACUCGUGGUUGAAAGCUGUAGUUUUUUUAAAGUAUUAUGCUUAUUCAAUUCCAUAUACAAUUCUGUACCAUGCCUUUGAUAAUAUACUAUAAUAUGACAUGAUACAUGACUUUGAAGCAUCAAUUUGGUAACUUUUGUAAACUUAAAAGAAAUACUGAUAUUGGCAUUGUACUAACUACGCACUGCAGAUAAUAUUUGUGUAUAAAUUCUGAGCUUAAAUUAUUAACUAACUAACAUCUAUUUUGUUUAAUCAAAGAAAUAGGUAACCUAAAUUAGCAAAGCAUAAUACUGAACUGAUAGAUGUAUACUAAUACAUACAUCAAUGCUAAUAGUAGGUACAUCAAUGGUACAUCAAUGCUACAGUAAAUAUAAUUUGAGUCAUAGUAAUAAAGAAAGAUCUCUGUAGUUAUAUCUAUAGUGAUAAGUUUAACAUGUUCUUAAAGGCUAUUAUAUAUUUACAAACAAUAUAAAAUCUAAUAGACAUGGAAAUUCUAUAGAUCCUACUUUCUAAUGCAUCUGUUUUAAAAUCCAAUAUAAAUGUAUAAUUCUGUUAAAUUAUAUAACUACUACGGACUUAAAAUACCAAACAUGCAAGAAACUAUAAAUGUACUUACUCAAUUAAUUUUAAUUUAUAAUUAAAGUUAAGAUAGAUUGUAGAUAAAUAUCUUAAAUUGUAAUUGAUGUCCGGAAUAAAACACAGGGCAUUUUCUAAUUAGUGAUGUCAAUUUUUGUCUAAAAUAUGCGUAGGAAAUACCUACUGAAAAAAAUACAUACUUUACUCCGUAUUUUAAUAAACGUACAUGAUGAUUAUAAAAAA
Molecule: messenger RNA, 3133 nt
Organism: Plutella xylostella (diamondback moth)
Lineage: Eukaryota; Metazoa; Arthropoda; Insecta; Lepidoptera; Plutellidae
Gene: PCID2
Product: PCI domain-containing protein 2
Biological process (GO): transcription elongation by RNA polymerase II; poly(A)+ mRNA export from nucleus; post-transcriptional tethering of RNA polymerase II gene DNA at nuclear periphery
Cellular component (GO): transcription export complex 2
Molecular function (GO): RNA binding; double-stranded DNA binding
Source: RefSeq, a predicted model, not a curated record